Molecule: messenger RNA, 2516 nt
Organism: Oncorhynchus nerka (sockeye salmon)
Lineage: Eukaryota; Metazoa; Chordata; Actinopteri; Salmoniformes; Salmonidae
Product: autophagy-related protein 13-like
Exons: 17
Coding region: 216-1754 (512 amino acids)
Biological process (GO): protein localization to phagophore assembly site; mitophagy; autophagosome assembly
Cellular component (GO): phagophore assembly site; Atg1/ULK1 kinase complex; cytosol
Source: RefSeq, a predicted model, not a curated record
UCGAGACACGUCAUACCCCCAAAGAAAAUAAACAAGAAAUGGGCCAGGUGGUCAAGGCUGGUGUCCAAAUAACAUAAUGCGACGGUGUAACUUAGCCAAUAUAAGAAUAUAUAUCAUUUAGACAUAUAGGUAACCAGAACUACGUUAUUCAGUACGCUAUCAGCGCAACAUUGAAAUUACAUGUGCAUUUCUGAUGUGAUGAGCUAAGGCAUUCCAUGAUGGACAGUGAUCUAAGUCCUCAGGAUAAAAAAGACUUGGACAAGUUCAUAAAGUUUUUCGCUUUGAAGACAGUACAGGUGAUAGUCCAAGCUCGACUUGGGGAAAAAGUAUGCACACGCUCCUUGUCUUCACCUACUGGCUCUGAUUGGUUCAACCUGGCAAUCAAAGAUAUCCCAGAAGUUACACAUGAGUCAAAGAAAGCUCUGGCCGGGCAGCUUCCUGGCAUCGAACGGUCCAUGUGUGUUGAGAUCUCCCUCAAAACCUCAGAGGGAGACUCGAUGGAAUUGGAGACAUGGUGUCUCGAAAUGAACGAGAAGUGUGACAAAGAUAUUAAAGUGUCCUACACUGUCUAUAACCGCAUGUCAUUGCUGCUCAAGUCACUACUGGCUAUCACAAGGGUAACCCCAGCCUACAAACUCUCACGAAAGCAAGGGCACGACUAUGUCAUACUGUACAGGAUAUAUUUUGGAGAGGUUCAACUUACAGGAUUGGGAGAAGGGUUCCAGACAGUGCGUGUAGGAGUUGUGGGAACUCCUAUUGGAACCAUCACCUUAUCUUGUGCUUACAGGACAAACCUGGCCUUCAUGUCCACCAGGCAGUUUGAGAGGACGGCUCCUAUUAUGGGCAUAAUCAUUGACCACUUCGUUGAGCGCCCCUUUGGCAACGUGGGACACAUGCAUCCAUGUAACUACAGAGCACCCGGAGAAGAUGAAGGAGCAUACAAUGGGGUGGAGGAUUCUCAGGAAGUGUGCACCACGUCCUUCUCCACUUCUCCACCCUCACAACUCUACUGCUCUCGUCUUUCUUAUCAGUCUCCUGUGCUUGUUGGAGCUGCUGACUUCUGCCACCCCUCUACCUUAAACGCUGCCAACCCACACCAGAUGGGAGUUCCAGGGAAGGAGGGCGGCGUACCCCAGCAGGUGCCUGUGCAGCCUUGUCAUGGAGCCCAAGCAGAGCAUCGACGAGUGUCCUCAUGCCCCCCUGCUGAUCAUGUUCCCGCCACGCCCUCCAGCAGUGGUGAGGACGCAGAGACCUCGUCGAGGAGCGUUGGGGUGAAGAGUGGCUCUCCCUGUGGUGUACUGGAGACCACCUUCACCAGGAAAGUGGGUGCCUUUGUCAACAAGCCAGGCACACAGGUAACCACAGCAAGCCUGGACUUACCAUUUGCAGCGUUUGCUCCCAGAGCCUAUGACCUCGAGGAAAAUGACCCUAUGGUUCAGCCGCCGGAGUCCUCAGCCACGUCCUCUCCCCUGCAGGGCAGUUUGCACUCCCAAGGCUCUGGUGAGAGUGGAGGCCCGGCACAGGACGACUUUGUUAUGGUGGACUUUAAGCCUGCGUUCUCCAAGGAUGACCUCCUUCCCAUGGACCUUGGCACAUUCUACAGAGAGUUCCAGAAUCCCCCACAGCUCACCAGCCUCACUAUUGAUGUCAGUUCUCAGUCCAUGGCAGAAGACCUGGACUCUCUUCCUGAAAAACUGGCAGUAUACGAGAAGAACAUUGAUGAAUUUGAUGCAUUUGUGGACACAUUGCAGUAGGGAUAGAAAUGGAUCCACUGUCUGCAAUGACAAAUGAUCCCAUUUAGUCCAUCUGCAAGGUCCUGUUGUCUUUCAAGCUGGUUUGCAUUCAGCCUGUGUAUGCCUGUUCUUUCUUCUCGUAGUUUAAAUUCCAUAUUGAUUUGUAAUCCGAAUGUUUCUCUUCAAACCUCACUGGUUGAUGUAUUGUAGAGUAAGAGAGCCUGUACCCAACAACCGAAGACAUCUUUAAAAAAGAAAAAAAGUUGCACUGUUUCUUUUCUGACGUGAAUAACUGCAACAUUUGCUCUAGUGUUGAGCAGACUGUGUCAUAAUGUAAAUACCAGAUCCCCUCUCACCUUGCUGUUAUAGAGCUUAACACGUAAUAAUUAAGAAGACGUUAAGUUCAUCAAAGCUGUUGUCUAAAGGUCAGGAGGCGUUGUAUUAUUGCUGUCUCGUGUGACACUGAGAACGCUCAUAGCAACUAUGGAGCCAGGCGUGGCCAUGUUUUAGUAGAUGGGAAGAGGCCAAGCUAUGUAUGGAAAUGGAUCAAUAGUAGUGAAUCUAUAUCCAAGAAACAGCAAACAUGCUGUGUAGCUGAAUCUGUAUGUUGAAAGAGAAGUUCCUGUGGUUGUUUUUUUUUGUAAAUGGGGAGAAGAGUUGUCUUCUGCUUUCCUUCUCUAGAUUACCAACUUUAGGCCACACAUCACUGUGUGUCACUACAAAUGAUGUACAGUCACUGCUCACCUCUGAAUCACCAUAUAAAGCAAGCUUCCAUUUUCCCUA